Messenger RNA from Parus major (Great Tit), 2840 nucleotides. It is a transcript of the gene IGDCC3, whose product is annotated as immunoglobulin superfamily DCC subclass member 3. The coding region runs from base 174 to 2615 and encodes 813 amino acids. Gene Ontology annotation, cellular component: plasma membrane; axon. Gene Ontology annotation, biological process: axon guidance; cell-cell adhesion. The transcript is spliced from 13 exons. The record is from RefSeq and is a predicted model, not a curated record. Lineage: Eukaryota; Metazoa; Chordata; Aves; Passeriformes; Paridae. Gene Ontology annotation, molecular function: protein binding.
GCCGCUUUUCCCCUUUUUUUCCUUUUCUUUUUCUUUCCCCCUCUCCCGCCCGCCCCGCAGCUGGGGGUGGUUCUCGCCUGGCCGCCCUCCCUUCUCCCCUCCCUCCCUCUCUGCCGGCGGGCUGCUCCCUCCCCGUGGGGCGCAGGGGAGCGAGCCCGCCCGCCCGGGAUGCCAUGGCUCCGCCGGGCUCCGCGCUGCCCGCCUGCCUGCUGGGGCUGCUGCUGCUUGUCUGCCGCGGAGAUUUUGGUCGUUCCUCUGAGCUGGCAUUCGUUGUGGAGCCCAGUGAUGACAUCGCUGUGCAGGAGCAACCCUUGAUCCUCUACUGCCAGGUGGAGGGCAUCCAGCCCAUCACCAUCACGUGGCGGAAGAAUGGCAUGAUGAUCGUGGACAGUGAGAACGCCUUUAUGUUGGCCAAUGGGUCUCUCUAUGUCUCCCGCUUCCAGAGGGUCCGAGGAGAUGGGUCCUCGGAUGAAGGCGAGUACGACUGCAUGGCACAGAACCACUACGGGCUGGUGGUGAGCCGGAAGGCAAAGAUUCAGGCAGCGACAAUGUCUGACUUCCACAUCCACCCUCAGAAUGCAGUGGUGGAGGAAGGUGGUGUAGCGAGAUUCCAGUGCCAGAUCCAUGGAUUGCCUGAGCCAGUCAUCCUAUGGCAUAAGAACAGCAUGCCAGUCAACACAGACAAUGAAAGGUACACGCUGCUUCCCAAGGGGGUUCUCCAGAUAACGGGACUAAGGGCAGAGGACAGUGGGAUAUUUCACUGCGUUGCCACCAAUAUUGCUAACGUGAAGUUCAGCCGGGAGGCCCGACUCACCGUGUCAGGCUCCCACUCCACGGUGUACAAGGACCCCAUGAUUCUUGUGGGCCCGGAGAACCUGACGCUGACCGUGCACCAGACAGCGGUGCUGGAGUGCAUCGCCACCGGCAACCCCCGGCCCAUCGUCUCCUGGAGCCGCCUCGACGGCCGCCCAAUUGGCGUGGAGGGGAUCCAGGUGCUGGGCACAGGAAACCUCAUGAUCUCAGACCUCACAGUGCAGCAUUCUGGCAUCUACGUGUGCGCCGCCAACAAACCCGGCACGCGGGUGCGCCGCACUGCGCAGGGCAGCCUCGUCGUGCAAGCCCCAGCAGAGUUUGUGCAGCAUCCCCAGUCCAUUUCCAGACCCGUGGGGACUACUGCCAUCUUCACGUGCGUGGCCCAAGGGGAGCCCCCUCCCCAGAUCACGUGGCUGAGGAACGGGCAGAUCCUGGAGACCAGCGACCACAUCAAGCUGAAGAAUAACAACAGCACUCUCUCCAUCUAUGGGAUCAACCAGGCGGAUGAAGCCAUCUACCAGUGCCUGGCUGAGAACAGCGCGGGCUCUACGCAGGCCAGCGCCCGCCUCACCGUGCUGUGGGCUGAUGGGCUGCCCAGCCCUCCUCAGGGCGUGAGGGCAGAGACUGUCUCUGCAACCACCAUCCAGGUGUCCUGGGAAAAGCCCCUGCAGAACACCAAGGAGAUCAUCGGCUACGUGCUGCACAUCCGGAAAGCUGCAGAUCCCGUAGAGAUGGAGUACCAGGAGGCUGUUAGCAAGAGCACCUUCCAGCAGCUAGUGACUGAUCUGGAGCCCUCAACCAGCUACAGCUUUUAUAUAAAGGCUUACACCUCCCGGGGUGCCAGUAAGGCCUCAGAAGUCACGGUGGUGAGCACGCUGGGGGAAGUCCCAGCCAUGCCAUCCCUCUUUAUUAAAGUCAUUAACAGCACCACCGUGCAGGCAACGUGGGAGCCUUCCAUCAAACUGGGCCAGCACGAAGGCUUCAAGCUGUAUUACCGCAAAGUCCACCUCUCCCAGUACACAGGUCCAGUGCUCCUGGCCAGCAACGUCACAGCCUACAACAUUACCCACCUGGACGCGUCUGUGGUGUACGAAGUCAAGCUCCUCGCCUACAACCAGCACGGGGAUGGAAACUCCACUGUCCGCUUCGUGUCCCUGAGGGAAACUGUGGAGAGGACAGUGCUGAAUCCUCCCUGUGACUGCAUGAAGGACGAGCAGAACAAUAAAACCUCCACGACCGGCAUCAUCAUCGGGAUCCACAUUGGUGUCACGUGCAUCAUAUUCUGCAUCCUGUUCCUUAUGUUUGGGUACCGAGGAAGACUGCUGAUGUGCAAAAAUGUGCAGGAGCAGCUGUCAACCCCUCAGAUUCCCCGGAGCCAGCGGAGUGCCACAGGCCUUGUCCUGAAUGGGGCCACUCGCAGGGACAGGGACGACCGGGACUUGAAUGGAAAGCAGCUGGAUAUGAACGAGCUGGAGAGGUUAUUCCCAGCAUCCCCAUCCCAGGAGCAGCAGGAGAAGGGAAUAAUGGUAAGUCCAGCAGAAUGGGAGAACAUCUGGCUGUGCAUGGGGAGCUGUCACUGUCACUGCAUUGUCCUAUUCUCUCUCUCCAGUCGGCUCACAGCCUGUCAGCCCCCCACGAUGAAACCCAGAUCUCCACACUCCCUCUGGAUGAGUUCAGCAUCAUUGAAGAGCAGCCAGACCCCCUCCCAGAAAACCCCCAUGGCAGCAGUCCUGCUGCUCUGGCUCCUGACCACGGUCCUGCCAAUGAAGGAUAAAACUGCCAAGACUCGAAGCCUCUUGUAGGAGUUACCAGAAACCAAACCCGCAGCUGGUGAUGUCUUUACGAGUUGUCAAUCUCAGGUCAAUUGAAGAUUUCUAUGGUCUGAUUGUUAUUUUUUUGUUUUGCUUUAUUUUUAUAUAUAUAUAUAAAUAUAUAUAUAUAUAUAUAUGUAUGUAUACAGCCUUUUGGAAACUCUGUGAAGUUUAUCUUUCUGACCUCUCUCGAGCCUCUCAAUGUUGUUUCUUCUG